AUGGUAGCCAUCACCGCCCGCGACCGACCCAAAACCGACUACGAGCGAUGGCUUGAACUCCAAGGUUCCGACGACGCAGCUGGCAGCGAUGAAAAGCAAUACCAUCCUCCAGCACCUCUACCUGUUCCAGAACAUGGCCAAGGUGCACAUGCAAAAGCAGACGAUGAUAAACAUAAAUACACCCCUCACGGCACAUUCAUCCAUCAUGGGUAUCAUCAUGAACGGCCUGGAGCGUCAGCCGACAACAACAUCAUCGCCAACAAUCAUCCACAUGCACUGCUACCGCAUCACUUGGAUAGUUCGUUCUCUGGAAACUAUGGAGGUGUUGCGAUGAAGUUGGCUUUACUGGUAUUCGUGGUAUUGGGGUUACUGCGUGCGGUGCGGUUUGUUCGAGGCAGACGAUAUCAACCUAUUCGGUUGCAGAGUCCGAGCACGGUGCAGGUCGCAUCAUUGACUCCAUACAUCCUAACAACAGUCAACGUACAAGACUUCGACCCAAAUCAGGAAUCUACUUUGUAA
This is a messenger RNA of Aspergillus niger, 519 nucleotides long. RefSeq lists its product as uncharacterized. The coding region runs from base 1 to 519 and encodes 172 amino acids. The transcript has 2 exons. Lineage: Eukaryota; Fungi; Ascomycota; Eurotiomycetes; Eurotiales; Aspergillaceae. The record is from RefSeq and is a predicted model, not a curated record.